AUGCAGCAAAGCUGGCUCGAGGCCCGAAACAAUCAUACCUAUGAAAAUGGACAUCGUUACUAUGGCUUCAAGGCCGAAUUCCCUUUUCCCGAUGAUAAGGACGCCCAAGCGAGCCAUAGCGCACUCGAUUACGUCUGGCGCAUGAUGCUAGAUGAUAAGCUUUUCGUCGCGCCGCUUCCGACUCCAUUGAAGAGAAACCACAAGGUUCUUGACUUUGCUACACGGAGUGGUGCCUGGGCUAAUCUAUUUCGGAGCGAGCAUCACGCGGCUCGCCUCACCGCUAUGGAUCCUACCUACAUGCAGCGGACUGACUGGACCUGGAUUGUGCACCAUGAUCUAGAAGUGGACUGGCCAUUCUCAGCUAAGCAGGCGUUUCAUCUCAUCCAUGCGCAGUCCCUGGGUGGGCUGCUUGCAGACUGGGAGGGGUUCUACCAGAAUGCCUACAGGCAUCUUGUCCCUGGUGGAUGGUUGGAAGUAAAGGAACAUGAUAUUCGGCUUUGCUCUGAUGAUGGCGAUAGCAGUGUUCCAGACGCAGUACGACAAUGGCAGGAGCUGUUGGAGGAAGCGGCAGAAAAGUUCGGGAAGAGGAUUAAUGUUGCCGGAAAGCAGCGGGAGUGGAUGGAGCGUGCUGGGUUUGCGGAGGUAAAGGAGCAGGUAUUCAAGGUUCCACUGGGUGAAUGGACCGAGGACCCCAAAUGGAAGAGAAUUGGAGGGACUUACUCCUACCAGCUGCUGAAAAGUCUAGAGGUGUAUUCUAUGCGACUAUUCACUCGUACAUUAGCCUGGUCGAAGGAGGAUACAGACAAGCUCCUCGCCCGUGUUCGUGAAGAACUGCAGCAGGAGAACCUUCGUCUCUAUUCUUAUUUCCAUGUGAUUACCGGACAGAAACCUGGCAAUGCGAAAAGAACGGCGCAUUAG
This is a messenger RNA of Aspergillus pseudoviridinutans, 918 nucleotides long. RefSeq lists its product as uncharacterized. Gene Ontology annotation, molecular function: methyltransferase activity. Bases 1 to 918 code for a protein of 305 amino acids. The transcript is spliced from 2 exons. The record is from RefSeq and is a predicted model, not a curated record. Lineage: Eukaryota; Fungi; Ascomycota; Eurotiomycetes; Eurotiales; Aspergillaceae.